AUGAGUGAUCUACCGAUUGAAUUUACUGAGUUGGCUGAUCUUACAAGUCUAGGGAUUUCCCCUCAAUCCUUAGAUUUUAGAUCAACAACUUUUGAAAGUGAUCAUUAUGUCACCGUUAGAGAAACCCACGACGGAUCCAACUCUGUUGCCAUUGUCGAUCUAGCAAAUGGGAAUCAAGUGACUAGGAAAAAUAUGGGUGGUGACUCAGCGAUCAUGCACCCUUCACAAAUGGUUAUUUCCGUGAGAGCUAACGGCACUAUUGUUCAAAUCUUUAACUUGGAAACCAAGUCGAAGUUGAAGUCUUUCACUUUGGAUGAACCAGUUUUGUUCUGGAAAUGGCUCGAUGACGAAACUUUAGGUUUUGUGACGGCAAGGUCCAUUAUGACUUCUAACGUUUUCGAUGGUAACGUUGCAGGCAAACCUCAAUUGCUUACUCAAAGACACGCCAAUUUGAACAACACUCAAAUUAUUAAUAUCGUCGCAAACAAGAAAAAGGAUUGGUUCGCCGUCGUAGGUAUCCUACAGGAUAACGGUCGUAUUGCAGGUAAGAUUCAAUUGUAUUCCAAACAGCGUAAUAUCUCACAGGCUAUUGAUGGUCAUGUUGCGAUGUUCGCAAAUAUUCUACUGGAUGGUAACAUUGCUCCCGUACAAGUGUUCGUCACCGGUAACAGAAGCGUAACUUCAAGUACAGGUGAAUUGAGAAUUAUUGAAAUUGAUCAUGACAGUUCCUUACCAACCACAUACCAAAAGAAGAACGUCGAGAUAUUCUUCCCACCAGAUGCAACGAACGAUUUCCCAAUCGCUGUGCAGAUCUCAGAGAAAUUCGGGGUUAUCUAUUUGUUGACCAAAUAUGGUUUCAUUCAUCUCUAUGAACUAGAAACUGGUAUGAAUCUUUUCGUCAACAGAAUCACAGCAGAAUCUGUGUUCACAGCUACUUCUUACGACAGCAGAAACGGUAUUGCCUGUAUUAACAAGAAGGGUCAAGUGCUAGCCGUGGAGAUUGCCACUUCUCAAAUUGUUCCAUAUAUCUUGAACAAGCUAUCCAACGUUUCUUUGGCGUUGACCGUCGCUUCCAGGGGCGGUUUACCUGGUGCAGAUGAUCUAUUCCAAAAACAAUUCGAUUCUUUGCUAAACCAGGGUGAUUAUCAAAAUGCUGCUAAAAUUGCUGCUUCUUCAAAUCAACUAAGAAACCAAAAUACCAUUAACAGAUUAAAGAACAUUCAAGCAGCCCCAGGUGCUAUCUCCCCAAUUCUCUUGUACUUCUCCACUCUUCUGGAUAAGGGUAAAUUGAACAAGUAUGAAACUAUCGAACUGGCAAAACCAGUCUUGCAACAGGACAGAAAGCAAUUGUUUGAAAAAUGGCUAAAGGAGGACAAGUUGGAAUGUUCUGAAGAAUUGGGUGAUAUCGUUAAACCUUUUGAUGUCACUCUAGCUCUUGCCUGUUAUCUGAGAUCCAAUGCACAUAGCAAAGUCGUCUCAUGCUUGGCAGAAUUGCAACAAUUUGAAAAGAUUUUACCUUACUGUCAGAAAGUUGACUACCAACCAAACUUCUUGGUUCUCAUUUCCUCUUUAUUAAGGUCUUCUCCCGAUAGAGCCUCAGAAUUUGCUAUAUCUCUUUUACAAAACCCUGAUACAGCAUCCCAAUUGGAUAUCGAAAAAAUUGCAGAUUUAUUCUUUUCACAAAACCACAUUCAACAAGGUACGUCCUUAUUGUUAGAUGCCUUGAAGGGGGACACACCAGACCAAGGUCAUCUACAGACUAGAGUCCUUGAAGUUAAUCUUCUGCAUGCACCACAAGUUGCAGAUGCAAUUUUGGGGAACAACAUUUUUUCCCAUUAUGAUAAACCAACAAUAGCCUCCCUAUCUGAGAAGGCUGGUCUAUAUCAAAGAGCUCUAGAAAACUACACUGAUAUUAAAGAUAUCAAGAGAUGCAUUGUUCACACUAAUGCAUUGCCAGUUGACUGGUUGGUAGCUUAUUUCGGUAAGAUGAACGUUGAACAAUCCUUGGCUUGCUUGAAAGCUCUGAUGGAUAACAAUCUUCAAGCCAACAUCCAAAUUAUUGUUCAAGUUGCAACCAAGUUCUCCGAUCUAAUUGGCUCUUCCAUUUUGAUUAAGUUGUUUGAAGAGUACAAGGCAACUGAAGGUCUGUACUACUACCUUGCAUCUUUGGUCAACUUGACCGAUGAUAAGGAUGUGGUUUACAAGUACAUUGAAGCAGCUGCCAAGAUGAACCAAUUCAAAGAAAUUGAAAGAGUGGUUAGAGACAAUAAUGUCUAUGAUCCUGAAAGAGUCAAAAACUUUUUGAAGGAUGCUCGUUUGGAAGACCAAAUUCCACUAAUCAUCGUAUGCGAUCGUUUCAACUUCGUUCACGAACUGGUCUUGUACUUGUACAAGUCUCAGAACAUGAAGUUCAUCGAGGCCUAUGUUCAGCAAGUCAACCCGUCGAGAGCUCCACAGGUUGUGGGUGCUUUGCUAGAUGUCGAUUGCGAUGAAAAGUUCAUUAAGGACUUGUUACAAUCCGUUUUGGGUCAAGUUUCAAUCAACGAAUUGACAAAUGAAGUCGAAAAGAGAAACAGACUAAAGAUUCUAUUACCUUUCUUGGAAGAAACUUUGGCUCAAGGUGUUCAGGAUCAAGGUGUUUACAAUGCCUUGGCCAAGAUUUACAUCGACUCUAACAACGCCCCUGAAAAGUUCUUGAGGGAGAAUGAUCAAUAUGACACCAUUGACGUUGGUCGUUACUGUGAAAAGAGAGAUCCAUACUUGGCUUAUAUUGCUUACGAAAAGGGCUCUAACGAUGAAGAUUUGAUCAGAAUAACUAAUGACAAUAGCAUGUACAAGUACCAGGCAAGAUACCUAUUGAAGCGUUCUGAUCCAAACUUGUGGAACAUGGUUUUGGCUGAGGAUAACAGCCACAGACAACAACUGGUUGAAGCUGUCAUAUCUGUCGGCAUUCCAGAGCUUACUGACCCAGAACCUGUCUCCCUAGCGGUUCAAGCCUUUAUGUCGAAUGGUUUGAAACUAGAAUUGAUCGAAUUGCUAGAGAAAAUUAUCUUGGAGCCUUCGGCUUUUAGUGACAAUGUCGCUUUACAAGGCCUCCUACUUCUAUCGGCAAUCAAGUAUGAACCAUCAAAAGUUGGUUCUUACAUCGAAAAGUUGGAAAACUACGAUGCUGAUGAAAUUGCGCCAUUGUGUAUUGAAAACGGUUUGAAUGAGGAAGCCUUUGAAAUUUAUGAGAAGCAUAAUAUGCAUAGCAAGGCUUUGAAGGUUUUAGUUGAGGACAUCAUGUCUCUAGACAGAGCUCAAAACUUUGUGGAAAAGAUCGAUACACCUGAACUAUGGUCUCAAUUAGGUACUGCACAAUUGGACGGUUUGCGUAUCCCAGCUGCUAUUGAAUCCUAUAUCAAAGCAGAAGAUCCAUUUAACUAUGAAAAUGUUAUCGAGGUCGCUGAACAAGGUGGUCACUUUGAAGAGCUCAUUCCAUACCUAACGAUGGCAAGAAAAACUCUAAAGGAACCUAAGAUUGACGGUUCGUUGAUUUUAGCUUACGCUCAGUUGGGUAAAAUUCACGAAAUCGAAAACUUGUUAUCGACAUCAAACGUUGCCAAUCUGGAAGCGGUGGGUGACAAGUUGUUAGAAAAUCAAGAUUACAAAGCUGCUAAACUCUGCUAUUUGAGUGUUUCGAAUUAUUCCAAACUCGCAUCAACUUUGGUGUAUCUCGAAGAUUACCAGGCUGCCGUCGACACUGCAAGGAAGGCUUCAAACAUAAGAGUCUGGAAGCUGGUCAAUGACGCCUGUAUCGACAAAAAGGAAUUCAGAUUAGCACAGAUUUGUGGUCUAAACUUGAUUGUGCACGCUGAGGAGUUGGAUGAAUUGGUUGAAAUUUACGAGUCGAAGGGUUACUUUGAGGAGUUGAUUUCUUUAUUUGAAGCUGGUUUAGGAUUAGAAAGGGCUCACAUGGGGAUGUUUACCGAGCUAGCCAUUCUGUACUCCAAGUAUGAACCAGAGAAGACUUUUGAGCACUUGAAACUCUUCUGGUCCAGAAUCAAUAUUCCUAAGGUUAUUAGAGCCGUUGAACAAGCCCAUUUAUGGAAUGAGCUAAUAUUUUUGUAUGCUCAUUACGACGAAUGGGAUAACGCUGCGUUGACGAUUAUUGAAAAGGUCACCGAUGACUUGGAUCACGCUUACUUCAAGGAGGUUAUUGUAAAGGUCUCGAACUUGGAAAUAUACUAUAAGGCUAUCAACUUUUAUGUCACUGAACAUCCAUCUUUAUUAGUUGACUUGCUGGCCGUUUUAACACCUAGAUUGGACAUACCAAGGACUGUGAGAAUUUUCUCAAAGUCAGACAACUUGCCAUUGAUCAAGCCAUUUUUAAUCAAUGUUCUGCCAAAGAACAACUCUGUUGUUAACCAGGCAUACCACGAUUUGAUGAUUGAAGAGGAAGAUUACAAGGCGUUGCAAAGCGCUGUUGAUUCCUAUGAUAAAUUCGAUCAACUCGGGCUUGCUGCUAGACUGGAAACUCAUGAGGUUAUCUUCUUCAAGAAGAUCGCGGCUCUAUUGUACCGUCGUAACAAGAAAUGGUCGAAGGCUUUAUCGAUCUUGAAGGAAGAGAAUCUUUGGAAGGACGCCAUUGAGACUGCUGCCAUCUCUGGUGAUGCCAAAGUUGUUGAAGAUCUACUUGUUUACUUUGUCGAAAACGACAAAAAGGAGGCAUUUGUUGCCCUGCUGUACACAGCUUACAACUUGAUCAAAUAUGACUUUGUCUUGGAGCUAUCGUGGUUGCAUUCCUUGGGUGAUUAUACGAAACCAUAUGAAAUCUCGGUUAAGAAAGAGCAAUCAGACACAAUUGAAAAACUACUCUAA
Torulaspora delbrueckii is the source of this 4860-nucleotide messenger RNA. RefSeq names its product clathrin heavy chain (gene CHC1). The coding region runs from base 1 to 4860 and encodes 1619 amino acids. Gene Ontology annotation, cellular component: clathrin complex; clathrin coat of trans-Golgi network vesicle; actin cortical patch. Lineage: Eukaryota; Fungi; Ascomycota; Saccharomycetes; Saccharomycetales; Saccharomycetaceae. The record is from RefSeq and is a predicted model, not a curated record. Gene Ontology annotation, biological process: receptor-mediated endocytosis; intracellular protein transport; Golgi to endosome transport. Gene Ontology annotation, molecular function: clathrin light chain binding; structural molecule activity. The transcript has a single exon.